AAUGACAGAAAGACUAUCGAAGAUAAUCGCGGAGAGGAGCUGGAAUGCUACUGCUUUGCGGAUUGCAGAAACAUUUACACGUUGUUUUCUAUAAGCACCCAACUCUAGUGCUUGGAUUCAGCAGGAUCUAAAUAAAGGUACGCAAUCCUGAGACAUGUCGGAGGACCUGAGCUCCCAACCCUGGUCCAUCAACAAGGAUGACUAUGAGCUGCAGGAGGUGAUCGGAAGCGGAGCUACAGCUGUGGUCCAGGCUGCCUACUGUGUGCCCAGGAAGGAGAAGGUCGCCAUCAAACGCAUCAAUCUGGAAAAAUGCCAGACCAGCAUGGAUGAGCUCCUGAAAGAGAUUCAGGCGAUGAGUCAGUGUCACCAUCCCAACAUUGUGUCGUAUUACACCUCGUUCGUGGUGAAGGAUGAGCUGUGGUUGGUCAUGAAGCUGCUCAGUGGUGGCUCUGUGUUGGAUGUUAUAAAGCACAUCAUUUCAAAGGGGGAACACAAGAACGGUGUACUGGAUGAACCCAGUAUAGCUACUGUGCUGAAAGAGGUCCUUCAGGGUCUUGAGUACCUUCACAAAAAUGGACAGAUCCACAGGGAUCUCAAAGCUGGAAACAUCCUGCUGGGGGAGGACGGAUCAGUGCAAAUCGCAGAUUUCGGUGUAAGUGCCUUCUUAGCCACUGGUGGUGACAUGACUCGAAAUAAAGUGCGGAAGACGUUUGUGGGAACGCCAUGUUGGAUGGCUCCAGAAGUGAUGGAGCAGGUGAAAGGUUACGACUUCAAAGCAGACAUCUGGAGUUUUGGGAUCACAGCCAUCGAGCUGGCCACAGGCGCCGCUCCUUACCACAAAUACCCUCCUAUGAAGGUGUUGAUGUUGACCCUGCAGAAUGAUCCGCCUUGCCUUGAGACUGGAAUCACAGAUAAAGAGAUGUUGAAGAAAUAUGGGAAAUCCUUGAGGAAAAUGAUCUCGUUGUGUUUGCAGAAGGAACCAGAGAAAAGGCCAACAUCAUUAGAACUCUUAAAACAUAAAUUCUUCCAGAAAGCCAAGAAUAAUGAAUUUCUGCAGGAGAAAUUAUUACAGAGAGCACCUACAAUUAUAGAGAGAGCGAGAAAGGUUCGGCGAGUUCCUGGCUCCAGUGGGAGACUCCAUAAAACAGAAGAUGGAGAAUGGGAAUGGAGCGAUGAUGAACUGGAUGAGGAGAGCGAGGAGGGCAAAGCCGCUGUUGCUGCCUUGCGGUCACCAAGAGUAAAAGAAGGACUCCAGGACACAGAGGUUUGUAAACCAUGAGGAACCUUUCCAAAUACCAUAUUAAUGAACUAUUCUUAUGAUUCCUGCUCUGCCGGCCAGGGCCCGGCCAACCCUCAACACACUGCCCCAAGUACAACCCCGACCCCGGCUGCGAACCCUGCACAGGCCCCAGUUCCUGGCGAUGCCUCACCAUCCCCCAUCAGUUUAGUAUUAAGGUUAAGAAAUUUGAAAAAGGAACUGAAUGACAUACGAUUUGAGUUCAUGCCUGGCAGAGACACAGCAGAUGGGGUUUCUCAGGAGCUGGUAUCGGCUGGCUUGGUAGAUGGGAGAGAUUUAGUUAUAGUGGCUGCUAAUUUGCAGAAGAUAGUCGAAGAGCCUCAUUCCAAUAAAAAUGUCACAUUUAAACUGGCCUCUGGCAUUGAGGGCUCUGAGAUUCCUGACGAUGUCAAACUCUUGGGAUUUGCUCAGCUCAGCAUUAGCUAAACUUUGGCUCUGUGCAGGACCGUGACUUGCCUACAAAUGUGAAAGCAAACCAACACUACCGACCGAAUGACACAUUUAUGUAUUUUUUCUUCUUUCAAUUGCCCUAAAGAAACCACUGUUGCCAAAGAGAAAGAUACCAUAGCGCCAGCCCAUAGGAUUUCAAACAGCCCAACGGAAGAGUUGCACAAACAUGCGAAUGAUCAGAAUUUGUAGGAGUCGAUUAAAAUAAAGUUUAGGAUUUAUUUGUAUAAGGAUGCAAUUAUCAUAACCAGAUAUAACCUUAAUAUUCUUUUAAUGUUUCUUUCUUUCUUUUUUCUACAUUUGCCCUAGUUUUGCACAAUCUGAACUGACAACCUAAAAAUGAACAAUGCAAAAAUGCCUCCAAUAUAACUACUGAGUGCAUAAAAGAGGAGCGAAACUCAAAGAAACAUGGAGUUUAUAGAGGAAGUAAAUGGGUUUAGCUAUAGUUAUAGCUUUAUUUUUUAACCUAUAUUUUUUCUAUGCUUUUGAAGAGAAGCAGCUAAGCAUGUUUUAUCCCACAGCUUGCAUUAUUUACUUCAGUUUAAACCAGCUUGUUGAACAUUUACAGCAUCUGGUUUUGAAAUUUCUACUUCUGGUUGUUGCACUCGUUUACUUUCUCUGCUGUUAUACUCGGAGCUUGAUUUCUUCAUUGUACACGGACUAGUAUCAAUACAAACAGAAAAAUUCUCAAAUAUUUCAAAUUCUGCAGAUUAGCCGCAUAAGAUGAAAUGAUUUAUUCAUUCAGUGUCAUUGAGCCCUAAUGAACACUCCUGAAGGCUGGUUUUACUGCUUUCCCAACCUUUUUUGCUGUCUCAACUUGGCACAUUCGCAAAUGUUACUAUCCCAUGCUGCUCUAAAAGUUAUUGCCUUAAUGUUUCUACACAUUUCUACAUCACACAUAUCUCUCCUUUUUUAGAUUUUGCAUUCAUUUGUGAAUUUUGGUUUUAAUUUUUUUGACAUUAUCUGUGACUUUUCAUUUUUAUAAGUCUCUCUGUAUGUGAAAAGGUAGAAGUACCUGAGGUACCUGAUGAAAGUUUGGUGUUUGGCUUUUUCCUGCUCUGGAAUUGAACUCUUAAGUAUUCAUGUGUAUUUCUGUUGUGGAUCAACUCAAUUGAGCAUGUAAAUAAUGUAAUUUGCCAUUGGUUUGAUUUUAUAUGGGAUGUUUCACUCAUGGCCUUUGUGUUCUUCAUAAAUAAGGUGAUGGGAGGUGGUGUCAGUUACAAAAGACACAUUGUGAGUGUUGGUUUUUCUUUUUGUCUAUGAGGGUGCCUAUAAUCACACUGGGGUCUUAUGUAGCAUAAAUCUGCCUGGUGUUUUCAGCAGGUCUGUUCUGACCUGCUGAAGUUCUCAUUGAAUUUAUGAGAGGUUGUUUACUUCACCCUAGAAAUCUCAUUUAAACAUAUCACUACCUUUGUGCAAAAACAGCCUGGAAUAAUCUUAAGCAACUUAAUUAUUU
Molecule: messenger RNA, 3200 nt
Organism: Sinocyclocheilus rhinocerous
Lineage: Eukaryota; Metazoa; Chordata; Actinopteri; Cypriniformes; Cyprinidae
Gene: oxsr1b
Product: oxidative stress responsive kinase 1b
Exons: 18
Biological process (GO): positive regulation of T cell chemotaxis; peptidyl-threonine phosphorylation; intracellular signal transduction
Cellular component (GO): cytoplasm; cytosol
Molecular function (GO): protein serine/threonine kinase activity; ATP binding
Source: RefSeq, a predicted model, not a curated record